Messenger RNA from Symphalangus syndactylus (siamang), 4664 nucleotides. It is a transcript of the gene BEST3, whose product is annotated as bestrophin 3. Gene Ontology annotation, molecular function: chloride channel activity. NCBI's taxonomy places the organism in Eukaryota, Metazoa, Chordata, Mammalia, Primates, Hylobatidae. The record is from RefSeq and is a predicted model, not a curated record.
UGUCACGGCCCUGGCCCCAGGUUCCUCCGCGGGCGGUUUCCCUGGGAACCAGCGCGAGCCGGGGCUGCGCUCUGUUUCGCGGGGCCUAAGAGGCGGCCUCGGGUUGACUUCAGGCAUGUUGGGCUCUCCGGGAGGGAGAAGAGGCACCUUUGCCGUGGAUUGAGGACUCCUAGAACCAACCUGAGACUCCGCGGCCAAAUACACCUUACGACGUACUGUGAGCUUCUUGAGAACAGGCACAAGGUCUGACAUGCGUAGAUACCUGAAACCCUGAACUACAAUAUAUGUGAAAUACAGUGAAUGGCAGAAAUACUUUGAUAAAAGAUAUAAAUGCCUACAGACUGCAGAAGACAACAUCAACAAAGCACACUUCACAAAAAGUACGACACAAAUAUACUGCCCAGGUUCUAAAACAUGUAUAAGAGUUGACAAAAUCAGCUGAGGUUGAACAGAAAUUGUAUAGGAAAAAAUAGGAAAAACAGAGACCAAUCUCAGCUGCAAGAAGGCUCAGCUAGACACUGCAAGCAAAAGUAUAACUCCUGAAGCUUUUCCAGAGGUGUCCUGCAUGCUGAAUGGACAUGUCUGCCAAGCAUCUGCUAUGUCUUUGCCAGGCCCCUUGUGAAAUGGUGCUCUUAAGACUUCUCAACAGAAUAUGACCGAAGAAUUAAGAUACAGGAAAAGACCUUAACUGAGGGAUAGUUUCCUGCUGUGUCCUCGGAACCCCAGGGCCUGGCUCAGGGAGACAAAACAGACUGCAGGGAGGAAGUGCAGACACCGGGAGACCUGUGGGAAGCUGCUGGAGUGACCCCGGAGAACCACGAUGCGGGUUCUGAAGAGGAAGGGGCAGUGGAGAUAGCUCCCUAUCUCUGCGAUAGUGAGAUGACAGAUUCUGAGUAUAUUUUCAAGGUGGAGCCAAUAAGAUUUGCUGAAAGAUUGGAUUGCAGUGUGAAGAAAGAGAGGAGCAGAAGAUGACUUCAAGGUUCUAGACCUUUUGGAAGGAAGGAAUGUUCAUCAACAGAGAUGGGAAAGGUUACAGAUGGAGCAUGUUUGUGGGAAAAGGCCAGGAGUUCCAUUUUGGGCAUGUUGGGUUUGAGAUGUUUAUGGAAAUAUUAAGGGCUCCAUACUAGAACUACGAACAGGGAUGGGGUCAAGAAAUUAAAAAGAUACCUACAGCCCUGGCUUUGCUCUAAUCUAAGUGGCCAGAGAACAGAAAGAAAAUCUGACUGUGCACGAGCGAAGGGUGACACCGGGCGUGCAGCACCGACCUGAAGGCACCUCUUCAAGGGGAGCCCAAAAUUUGAAGAUUCUCUUUCCUGUUGGAGACUACAAACCAAAUAAAUAGAAAAAACUAUCCAAGAUGACUGUCACUUACUCCAGUAAAGUAGCAAAUGCAACUUUUUUUGGAUUUCAUAGGUUACUCUUCAAGUGGAGAGGCAGCAUCUACAAACUACUGUACAGGGAAUUUAUUGUUUUUGCUGUUCUAUAUACAGCAAUAAGUUUGGUGUACAGAUUGUUACUUACAGGAGCCCAAAAACGUUACUUUGAAAAAUUAUCAAUUUACUGUGACAGAUAUGCUGAACAAAUUCCAGUAACCUUUGUGCUUGGGUUUUAUGUUACUCUGGUAGUGAACCGAUGGUGGAACCAGUUUGUGAAUUUGCCCUGGCCAGACAGGCUAAUGUUCCUCAUCUCCAGCAGUGUUCACGGAAGCGACGAGCACGGGCGCCUGCUUAGAAGGACGCUGAUGCGCUACGUCAAUCUCACCUCCCUGCUCAUCUUUCGCUCGGUGAGCACUGCUGUGUACAAAAGGUUUCCCACAAUGGACCACGUGGUUGAAGCAGGUUUUAUGACAACAGAUGAAAGGAAAUUAUUCAACCACCUCAAGUCUCCUCAUCUGAAAUAUUGGGUUCCAUUCAUCUGGUUUGGAAAUCUUGCAACUAAAGCCCGGAAUGAAGGUAGAAUCAGAGACAGUGUUGAUCUGCAAUCAUUGAUGACUGAAAUGAAUCGAUACCGCUCUUGGUGCAGCCUCUUAUUCGGUUAUGACUGGGUUGGGAUUCCGCUGGUUUACACCCAGGUUGUCACUCUUGCUGUCUAUACCUUCUUCUUUGCGUGCCUGAUUGGACGCCAGUUUUUGGAUCCCACCAAAGGCUACGCAGGGCAUGACUUGGAUCUUUACAUUCCAAUCUUCACCCUCCUACAAUUCUUCUUCUAUGCAGGAUGGCUCAAGGUAGCAGAGCAGCUUAUCAACCCUUUUGGAGAAGAUGAUGAUGAUUUUGAAACUAACUGGUGCAUUGACAGAAAUUUGCAGGUCUCUCUUUUAGCUGUGGACGAAAUGCACAUGAGCUUACCCAAGAUGAAGAAGGACAUUUACUGGGACGAUUCUGCUGCUCGCCCACCAUACACAUUGGCAGCUGCCGACUACUGCAUACCCUCAUUUCUGGGGUCAACAGUCCAGAUGGGGCUGUCUGGGUCUGACUUUCCUGACGAGGAGUGGCUGUGGGAUUACGAGAAGCAUGGCCAUCGGCAUUCCAUGAUAAGAAGAGUCAAGCGGUUCCUGAGUGCCCACGAACACCCCUCCAGCCCCAGAAGAAGAAGCUACGGGAGGCAGACAAGUGACAGCUCCAUGUUCUUACCCCGAGAUGACCUCAGCCCAGCCAGGGAUCUACUGGAUGUGCCCUCAAGAAAUCCCCACAGGGCCUCACCCACCUGGAAGAAAUCCUGCUUCCCAGAAGGAAGCCCCACGCUGCACUUCAGCAUGGGAGAGCUGUCCACCAUCAGGGAGACCAGCCAGACAAGCACUUUACAGAGCCUGACCCCACAGUCCAGUGUGAGAACUUCCCCCAUCAAAAUGCCACUGGUACCCGAGGUAUUCAUCACAGCGGCCGAAGCACCAGUGCCCACAUCAGACAGCUACCACCAUGACUCCGCUACCUCCAUCCUGAGCUCUGAGUUUACAGGGGUUCAGCCAAGCAAGACUGAGCAGAAGCAGGGCCUCAUGGGAUCCAUCCUGUCUCCCUCAGAGAAGGAGACACCUCCUGGAGGCCCCAGUCCCCAGACUGUUUCAGCCAUCGCUGAGGAAAACAUAUUCAACUGUGAAGGAGACCCUGGUGAUACCUUUCUAAAAAGGUGGAGUCUUCCGGGAUUCCUGGACUCCAGCCACACUUCCCUGGGAAACUUAAGUCCAGAUCCCAUGAGCUCUCAGCCAGCUCUUUUAAUUGACACAGAAACAUCCUCAGAGAUCAAUGGGAUCAACAUUGUGGCUGGCUCUCGAGUCUCUCCUGAUAUGCUGUAUUUAAUGGAAAACCUGGACACCAAGGAAACAGAUAUCAUAGAGCUGAACAACAAGGAAACUGAGGAAUCACCCAAAUGAGUGACACAAAGUUCUAGGACCAGGUUCUAGCCUAGAUUCUUAUCUCCCCAAAAGCAGCGUAUUAGGCCCAGGACAUACCUGAAGGCUGGUCAACUUUUAAAAACAUGAUCACACUGUAUAAGCUACUUAGAACUUUGAAGGGCAUUAUGAUCCUGACUUUUUGAGAGGUGCGAAAAAUCAAACGCAUUCAUGUCAUCCAUCACAACAUGGCUUUCAUCGGAAGUUACACAGACCACAAUGACUUAACCAAAUAAGUCUUAACCAAAAAAGGAAUCUGAAAAACGUACAUGACUUAUAAAUUCAUAGAUUAUUAGUUGUGGAAACAGUCUCAUAGGUCAUAGUCCAAUCCCCUAGACCCAAAGGCCCAGACACACAGGGUUCUCUAUUUCUCUUCUUUUUUCUCUUUCUUCUUUUCUUUAGCCAUAAAGAAAGGAGAUGGAUCACCUAAUGCCUGAAAGACCCCCUCCUUCCUAACUUUUUUGUUUGAGGCUUUCUAACCAUCUCAUUCCUACUUUCUAUAACUAUUAUUGUUAUUAUCACUUCCUGAUUCUUAAGCUUCAUCAGCACCAGAACACUUCAUUCUCUUCAAUUUCCUUUUCUACUUUUCUCUCUUUCCCCUUUAUUCUGUCAUCCUUUUUUUCCCUUCCCUUCUCUCUGGUUGUGCUGCUUUUCUAGUAAUCUGUCCCAUUUUUCAGGUUAUAAUAUUUCCUCUUGCCAAAUCUGUUGCUUAUGUCUUGCCAUGAAUUUCAAAAUAUAAGACAUUGGCAAGGCCUCCUACAGAACCAUCAAAGGUGUCAACAAAUCCAGCCUGAUAUCCUUCCAGCCUCACUUCCAGUGCAAGGCAUAUAGGAGUGAUGGUUCCCCCCGCACCCUUGCAGCCAUUGACAUUUCUUUCUGCUUCCACUAUUUGGUCUUGGGCACUGGAGAAAAAGGAAGCCAAGAGAAUAUGAAAUUUGCAUAGCCAAAUGCUAUGGAACCAAAGAAUAAGAUGACUCACGUCUGUUUAACUUGAACUCUUAUGCAAAAAUCCUAUUCGUGUCGCAACAUGGGACCAGUUACCGUGUCUAUCGGGUCAUUUGGGAAUGAGGUAGGAUACUGGAGCUGGGAGGCUAAUGGGGUCCAGAGCUGCAUAAUGGGGAUCGGAUGUUGGUACUCCUCCCAGGGAGCUCUCAGGACAGCUGUUUGUCGUGGGCUCCCAAGUGCCUAGGCCAUGCCUUACGACUGCUGCACUUACCAUUUGUCAUAUGAUGGCACUUGACUACAUAUGGCUUUAGAAAUAAAAUAACCCUCAAAACUA